AUGCACUGGCCAACCAGCGAGUUGGCGUGUGCUAUUGAGUACCGAUUGCUAGAGGCUGAAGCUGCAAAAGGCUAUAAGCAUGGACUGAUAGCGCGUGUGAAUGUUCCUAGUGAGUACGUAUCACCGCUCGUGGAUCGUGCGUUUGCACUGCAUCCUGCCUUGUACACGGUGGUCUCGGACGAUGGAAUUGGCUACGAGGAGCUCCCGGAUUUAAUCUGGGAUGAGUAUGAAAAUCUCGACUGGAAAAACAUCCUCGCUGGAAAACUCGUGGCCAAUGCGUACUGUGUGCGUAAGGGGCUGUCACGCAAGGCACAGCUGUCCAUUUAUUUAUCCAAGUACAUGCUCAAACAUCCAGAUUGCAUGUUGAGCUAUGCACUACCUCGCACCCUUGUAGUCGACACAUGGGAAGCAUAUGAUGAGAGCAUGGCACACUUUGGCAUCUCAUUCCGUCAGCGUUUGGACUCAUGUCUGUGGGAAGUUAAACAGACGCUUGAAACGAAGAAAAAUUGGAUCAUGAAACCCAGUGCAACGAACAAGGGCGCGGAAGUCAACGUGGUCAAGGACUUUGAGAAGCUGCGAAGCAUCGUUAACGAGUGGACUGACAUCCGUGAAUGGGUCGUGCAGGAGUACAUCGAACGACCGCUGCUACUGCGUGGCCGCAAGUUUCACAUCCGCGUUUACGUGCUUGCGGUUGGUGGUCUCAAGGUGUUUGUGUACCAACACUGCCUCGUGCUUUGUGCCCUCGAGCAGUACCACCCAGAGGAUACGGACAACAACUACUCGCACAUCACCAACACUUUUCAGCAGCAGAGUCACCCGAACUUCGUUGAGAGCGAGUGUGUGCUAUUACUGGACGACAUCGAAGACAUUUUGGCAGAACAAGGUAUCCUUGAUGCUGCAGACAAGAAGGCCAAGAUUUUGAAAGACAUAGGCCGCAUCACUGCUGACGCGUUUGAUGCAUACAAGGGUGAGUUCUCAGUUUUCCAGCCAUUACCCAACUGCUUCGAGAUCUACGGCGUGGACUUCAUGAUCGACGAGGACUUCAAUGUAUGGCUUCUGGAAUUUAACCCCGGUCCGGACUUUAAGCAAACAGGUGAUCGCUUGCAUUUUGUUAUCCGUGACCUGAUGGCAGAUUCGCUUCGUGUAAUCACCAACGAGUUCUUUGCGGAGAGUAAAGAUUUGCUGGCAAAGGACGCCGAUAUUGGUGCCUUUGAGAAAGUGUACGACCAGCAAUGGGGAGCUCUUUCCAAGGGUUCGUCCAUGAAGUUCGUGGAGUAA
Messenger RNA from Peronospora farinosa, 1278 nucleotides. The record is from the annotation of a GenBank genome assembly. NCBI's taxonomy places the organism in Eukaryota, Oomycota, Peronosporomycetes, Peronosporales, Peronosporaceae.